AUGUCUAAGCAAGGCGGCAAGGGCGGGGCGGCCAAGGGCCGGAAGCCACAGAAGCCCGGGGCCGACGAGAAGCGCGAGGACGUGCUGCAGGCCGUGGUCAUCGCCGACUCCUUCCAGGACCGCUUCAAGCCGUUUACCCUGAAUACACCGCGGUGCCUCCUCCCCCUCGUCAACGUCCCCGUGCUCGAGUACACGCUCGAGUUCCUCGCGUCCAACGGCGUGCAGGAGGUCUUCAUCUACUGCGGCGCCCACUCCGAGAGCAUCGAACAGUUCAUCCACGACUCGCCGCGUUGGAGCCCCAACAGCUCGGUCUCGCCCUUCCAGCUGCUCGAGUUCAUCCGCGUCAAUGACGCCAACAGCAUCGGCGACUUCCUGCGCGACCUCGACAAGCGCGGCUACAUCGCUGGCGACUUCAUCCUCGUCCACGGCGACCUGGUGUCGAAUAUCAAUCUGGAGGCGGCCCUGGCGAAGCACCGCGCUCGCAGGGAGGCCAACCGCGAUAAUUGCAUGACCAUGAUCUUGAGGAGCGUCGGCGACCAGCCGCACCGCGCUGCCAAUGCUAGGGGAAUUACGCCGGUGUUUGUGGUCGACCCGACUACCGGGCGAUGUCUGCAGUAUGAGGAGGCGCAUCCGCUGCAGAAGGAACACAAGAUCGACCUGGACCCGGUCGUAUUUACGCACGGCGAGUUCGAGGUCAGGUGUGAUUUGGUAGACUGCGGAAUUGAUAUCUGCACUCCGGAGGUGCUGGCGCUGUGGUCGGAGAGUUUCGACUACGAGUUGCCCAGGAAGAACUUCUUGCACGGCGUGCUGAAGGACUGGGAGCUGAACGGCAAGAUGAUCUACACCGAGAUUCUGGAAGACGGCUACGCGGCUCGAGCGAGCAAUCUCCAGAUGUACGACUGUAUCAGCCGGGACAUCCUCGAGCGCUGGACGCUCCCCUUCGUGCCGGACAGCAACCUGAAGCACGGGCAGUCCUACAGGAGGAUAAAAGACGGCUCAUACGUCGAGGACCACGUCGUGAUCGCGCGCGGCAGCAAGGUGACGCGGUCGGCGGUCGGCCGCGGCACCGAUAUCCAUGCCGGUUCGAGCAUCUCCAAGAGCGUCAUCGGCCGCGGCUGCAAGAUCGGCAAAAACGUGCGCAUCGAGAACAGCUACAUCUGGGACCACGUCGUGAUUCACGAUGGCGCUACGAUAGUGCACUCUGUCCUCGCCAGCAACGUCGUUAUUGGGGCUGGCGCCCGCGUGCCCGAAGGCUCGCUCAUCUCGUUUGGCGUGCGCCUCGAUCAGGGCGUCCAACUUCCCGAGCACCCUCCGGCUCGACUAUCCCUCCUCACCGCCGACGGCGAGCGCGCGAAGCCCGACACCAAACUCGUCGGCGAGAAGGGUGACGGCGCAACCUACGAAGUUCCCCUCUCCGAAGACGAGUCCUCCUCCGACGAAGAUGCCGACCGCGACCCGGCCAUCCUCCAAACCUCCCUCGUUUACAGUCUAGCCGACCUCAACAUCUCCACCUCCUCCAUCUCCACCCUCGCCUCCUCGGCCUUCUACGACUCCGAUGAAGAUACCUCUUUCACCGGCGGCUCCCUCCACGCCGACUCCGGCCCCGGGGCAGGCGCCCAAUCCCGCUCGCGCCUGUCCUCUUUUGCGUCGGAAGACGGCGCCGCCCGCUUCAGAUCCGAGUCCUCCUUCCACGGCGACGCCGUCACCGGCCUGAUCGACGCCCUCCGCGCCGACAACGCCGAACCCUUUGACUCCGCAAAACUCGAGUUCAUGGGUCUGCGCCUGGCAAAUAACGCGUCCGACGCGGCCAUGCGGAGGGCGAUUGCCGUUGCCUUCGUGCGGCGCGCGGCGGAAUUGUUGCGCCCCGAGCACGGCGGGCUGGAGCCCACCAAGGCUGCGGAAAGAGCCUUUACCGCCAAGAAGGGCGCCGUGAAGUUUGUGAAGGAGGUCGGUGUCGCCGGGGAGGGGGAGAAGGAACAGGUGGAAUUUGCGCUGGCGCUGCAGAGGGCGCUGGUUGCGGAGACGAAGGAGGGGGGAAUAGUGGAUGCGAAUAGGGCGGGGACGUUGCUGGCGGCGAUGUUGCAGCAGUUGUAUAGUCUGGAUGUAGUGGAGGAGGAGGGGAUUUUGGCGUGGUGGGGGGAUAAGAGGGCUAGCGAGGGGGAGGAGAUGGUUAGGGUCAAGGAGAAGUGUCGGGUCUUGGUGGAGUGGUUAGAACAGGCGAGUGAGGAAAGUGAGGAGGAGGAGGGGGGGGAUACGGAGGAGAGUGAAGAGGAAGAGGAGGAUGAUGAUUAG
Molecule: messenger RNA, 2292 nt
Organism: Thermochaetoides thermophila DSM 1495
Lineage: Eukaryota; Fungi; Ascomycota; Sordariomycetes; Sordariales; Chaetomiaceae
Product: translation initiation factor eif-2b epsilon subunit-like protein
Exons: 2
Coding region: 1-2292 (763 amino acids)
Cellular component (GO): eukaryotic translation initiation factor 2B complex
Molecular function (GO): guanyl-nucleotide exchange factor activity; translation initiation factor activity; translation initiation factor binding
Source: RefSeq, a predicted model, not a curated record